GUAUAUUUACAUGAACAAAGUAAAAGCACCUGGCCAACUUUAAUCUGAAAAUCCCAGGCAGAGUGUUUCAGUAACCUAUGGCAACUGCUUCUGUGUCAACAGAAAUCUUGGACAGGCCAGCUCCUGCAGCCUGGGACUGUGCACCACCAUUGGCUGGUUGAAUGAAUGACUUGAAAACUUGUCUAUCUAUUAUGCAUGUCAGUUUACCUUUAGUGUGUUCUUGAGCUCAUUUCCAGGUAAGCACAGCAGAGAGGAAGCGUGUCUGCAUCGAGGCUCUGAGUAUCUACAGAAAAGGUCUCGUCAUCUUGUUAGGCUUGGAUAACCAGAGACAGACUGAGGGGAGGCAAACAUGGAGCUGAUUGGAUCCACGCUGACAGCCACAUAUGCUCGGCCAAAAACCAGCCACUUCCUCCCUGCCAUCUCCACCAUGGCAUCCAGCUAUCGCAACACCCAGCCUGCCUUUGCCAUGAAUCCCAGUGCCAACCUGUGGAGGACCAACAGUUAUUACAAGAGCAGCAGCACUGUCCCAACCCCCUCCUCCAUACAGAGAGAAAAUUUAGAUCUGGUUCGAGCCAAGACUAUGUUCUACCCCUCCAACAGGACGGCGCUGACCACCCGCUACACUCCUGACGACUGGUACAAGUCCAACCAAAACAACUACAGGGAGUCCGAGUCAUCACGGAAAGGUGCGGAAAGACUGAGAAGAGACACCCUCAGGCUGAUACAGGAUAAAGACCAGCUGACCAGGCGAACCCAGGAAAAUACCAGCAAGAAUAUUGGCGAGCGUCUCAAUGACAUUGUCUUCUGGAAGACUGAGCUGAGCCAUGAGAUUGACAACAUGGUGACAGAGAUAGGAGCCCUCACUGAGGUCAAGAGGAGGCUGGAGAGAGCCUUGGCAGAGACUGAGGGGCCCCUUCAGGUGUCUCGAGAGUGUUUGUACCACAGAGAGAAGCGGAUGUCCAUUGAUUUGGUACAUGAUGAUGUAGAGAAAGGCCUCAUUAAGGAGGUGGAAGUCAUCAAGUCAUGUCAGGAGAGGAUGAGGCGACAUGUGGACAGAGCCAUCGCUCAGCUGGUGUCAAAUCGAGCUGCUCAGCACGAACUGGAAAGAGACAUAAGUGACAAAGUGACGGCUCAGAGGAUAGACGACAGGUGUCACCACCUGAGGAACACAUCAGACGGCAUCGGCUACUACAGAGGGAUUGAAAGGCUGGACCCCUCACUCUCUCUGCCAGACUCGUGGUCUAAAUUCACAGAUGACAACAUCCUGCGCUCUCAGAGCGAACGUGCUGCCUCCCACAAGCUCAGGGACGAGAUUGAAAUCCUGCUGAACACGACGUCGAACGAAAUGUGGAACCAGUUCAACAACGUCAACAUAGCCUUCACAAAUCGCAUAUCAGAAACCGCUGAUGCUAAGAACAGCCUGCAAACACACCUGGCUAAGACCCUGCAGGAGAUCUUCCAGACAGAGAUGCUCAUUGAAUCUCUUACAAAGGCCAUCAGAGACAAAGAGUGCCCGCUGAAAGUGGCCCAAACCCGGCUGGAAGAGAGAACCCGAAGGCCCAACGUGGAGCUCUGCAGGGACAACCCAUACCACAGACUUGUGAGUGAGGUGAGGGAGCUCGAGGACACCAUCCAAAAGCUUCAGGACAGACUGGUGGAGGCUGAGAACACCCUGCAGACUCUGGUCAAGACCAAAGUGACCCUGGAGCAUGACCUGUCUGUCAAGGCCAACUCACUCUUCCUGGAACAGGAGAAGUGCAUGAGCAUGCGCAAGAGCUUUCCCAGCAUGCCCCGUUUGGUGGGCUACACCUAAAUCAAGUAUUAAAAAAAGCGGGAGCUUGGAGUACGAAUACAACUGCGAGUGUUUUGAUGGUUUUGGAGUGAUUUAGAGGGUGGUGUGGGCAAUUUUAAUGGAAUCAAAUGGCUUAAUUUCACAAACACAGAUGUCAAAAUACAAUUAUGUACAACAGAUUAUCUGAAUGUUGAGUAUUGCAUCUAUAAUGUAUAAAAAUAAAAAUAAAAUAAUG
Molecule: messenger RNA, 2027 nt
Organism: Scatophagus argus
Lineage: Eukaryota; Metazoa; Chordata; Actinopteri; Scatophagidae
Gene: tekt3
Product: tektin 3
Exons: 8
Coding region: 350-1813 (487 amino acids)
Biological process (GO): cilium assembly; cilium movement involved in cell motility
Cellular component (GO): microtubule cytoskeleton; nucleus; sperm flagellum
Source: RefSeq, a predicted model, not a curated record